Molecule: messenger RNA, 690 nt
Organism: Paramecium octaurelia
Lineage: Eukaryota; Ciliophora; Oligohymenophorea; Peniculida; Parameciidae
Source: the annotation of a GenBank genome assembly
AUGAUAAGAAAUAUCUUGAUACGAGGAAAAAGUGUUCCGUUUUUAAAAGGAGAGAAUGUUUUGAUGGAUCAUUUCAAUAAGGUGGAGUAGGCGAAGAAAUUUUAAAAUUAUUUAAACUCCUGGGAACAGUCAAACGUUGAAGUCAAAUAAAUAGAGGUAUCUUACGUGUACAUGUUUGGAUAAAAUGUUGGUUUUGUCAAUUUAGUGGUUGAUGCAUAUUUGAAUGGAAUCAGGUUGCCAGGCUUCGUAUUUCUGAGAGGGGAUGCAGUGGCAAUUCUCUUGUUAGUCAAUAAGAAGAUGGUGCUUACAUAACAGUUUAGAGUACCUGUGGGUAAAUUUACAAGAGAAGCACCUGCUGGUAUGAUGGACGAGCAAGGAGACUUUGGAGGAGUGGCAGCAAAGGAGAUCAAAGAGGAAACAGGAAUCAGCAUUUAGCAUAAUGAGAUGCAUUAUUUAUAGGAUAUGCUCGUAUCUCCAGGAGGAAGUGACGAAGUGAUUCAUUUGUUUGUUGUAGAGAAGAAUAUGGAAUAGGCACAAUUGGAUGAGUUGUGUUAGAAGACACAUGGAGAAGAAGGGGAAGGAGAAUAAAUAAAGUUGGUGAUCCAAGAUUUUACAUGGGAAAAUGUAUUAAAGACUUAGGAUUCUAAAUUGAUAGCAGCUGCAGCAGCGUAUUAUAGUAAAAAAUAAUGA